Molecule: messenger RNA, 2469 nt
Organism: Uloborus diversus
Lineage: Eukaryota; Metazoa; Arthropoda; Arachnida; Araneae; Uloboridae
Product: zinc finger protein 678-like
Exons: 1
Coding region: 167-1225 (352 amino acids)
Biological process (GO): regulation of transcription by RNA polymerase II
Cellular component (GO): nucleus
Molecular function (GO): sequence-specific DNA binding; DNA-binding transcription factor activity, RNA polymerase II-specific
Source: RefSeq, a predicted model, not a curated record
GAACCAAUCAAGUGAAGGCCCUGAUCAAAGAUUACAUUCAUGCAAAAUUUGCUCAAAAUCUUUUCUUCGAGAAACAGAUUUGAAAUUGCAUUUAAAAAUUCAUCCUAUCGAAAAGCCUUAUUCAUGUGACAUUUGCCUGAAAUCAUUUAGACAAGCUGGGAAUUUCAUGCAGCAUUUGAAUACUCAUACGGGCGACAAACAACAUUCUUGUAAAGUUUGCUCAAAAGCAUUUACUCGAUCAUCACAUUUAAACCGGCAUAUGCAAAGUCAUACAUCUCAAAAGCCAUAUGCUUGCGAAAUUUGUCCGAAAUCUUUUACUUUACCUGAAAAUUUAAAACGUCAUGUGAAAACUCAUAUGACAAAAAAGUCAUCAUAUAUAUGUAAAGUUUGUUUGGAGGUAUUUAGAGAACCUGAAGGUUUGAAAAAUCAUUUAUCAGUUCAUGCUGGCGAAAAGCUAUACUGUUGUGAAAUUUGCUUAAAAGGAUUUGGACAAUCUUCUCAUUUAAAAGAGCAUUUGAGAAGUCAUACUGGCUCAAAGCCAUACUCUUGCGAAAUUUGUUCAAAAGCAUUUUGCCAAGCUGCAACUUUGCAACAGCAUUUGAAAAUUCACACUGGCGAGAAACCAUUUGCUUGCGAAAUUUGCUCAAAAGCAUUUAAUCGAGCACCGCACUUAAAACGGCAUUUGAAAGUCCACGCCCCAACCGUAAAGCCAUUUUCAUGCGAAAUUUGUUCAAAACGUUUUACUUCUGCUCAAACUUUGAAAUGUCAUUUGAAACUUCACACAUGGGGGAAAUAUUCGUGCGAAAUUUGUCUGAAAGAAUUCAGUCAAGCUUCGUAUUUGAAGCAGCAUAUGAAAUCUCAUGCCGAGGAAAAGCCAUUUUCGUGCGAAGUUUGUUCAAAAGCGUUUAGUGUUGUUAAACAUCUGAAAAAGCAUUUAAUUGUUCAUUCAGACGAAAAGCCGUACGCUUGCGAAAUUUGCUCAAAAGCAUUUAGUUAUGCGUCAAGUUUGAAACAGCAUUUGAGAACUCAUACUUCGGUGAAACCAUUCUCAUGUGAAAUUUGCCAAAAAGCGUUUCGACAGAAUACACAUUUGAGAGUACAUUUGAGGAGUCAUACUGGCGAGAAACCAUAUUCUUGUGAAAUUUGUUCAAAUGCCUACACUCGGGCAUCACAUCUGAAGCGGCAUGUCAGAAAGCAUCAUGUCGAAAAUCCCAUAUUCACGUAAAAUUUAUUCCAAAGAAUAUUCACAAUUUUUUUUAAAGUACAGUCGGACGCCGAUUUAACGAAUUCAUCGGGAUAAAAACUUUUUACGUUAAAUCAGGGUUAUUCGUAAUAUCCGGGUUUGAAAUUUUUUUUACAAAAAUGCACUUACCUUACCUAAACCCCUAAUAAGCAACUGCACAAAAAUAAAGUUUGCACUUUUUAUUCAGAAUUCCAUGACUUAUUACACGCUAGUGAAUUUGAAAUUUUAAACUACGGAAUAAUAGAUGUUUGGACAAUUUCCUUGAUACUUGACUUGAAAUAGAUCUCUUUCGACUUUAUGGAGAGAAAAAAAUACUGUGUCUUUUGCAGCCAGCUGCAUGAGAUAUGCUCUUACAGUUUCCAGGCUAUGUAAAGUAUAUGAAAAAAUAAGUUUUAAUGGGAGUUUCUCUGUCGCUUUCAGCACCAGAAUCACUAUUCGUUGAUUUCUCCUUCGCCUGUCAAAAAUGGCUGAUUACAAAAAGUCUUUUUCUGCUUCAGACAAUAUGGAUGAAACAUUUAGAAAACAAUCCAAUAUUUCCCAACUCAAAUUAACAAAAAAAAAAUAUUUUUUGUCUAUUAAAAUAAUUUGCUAUUUCGGAGUUUAUUAUUUGGUAAAUACGGGGUUUUGCUCUCAUUUAAGUCGGAGGAAAAAAAAAAUCGCUAAAAAGAGGUUCGUUAAAUCGGGAUCUGACUGUAUUAGUCAAUAAGCAAAUCUGAGAGUUAUUACUCAGCUAUUCUCCCGUGAAAUUUGUACAAAAAUAUUUCUUCGGAUGCCAAUUUGAAACAAUAUUGGAAAAUGCAUAAAACCAAAAAGCUCAACAUAAUUUUGACAAGCUGCAAAUGUAACAGUAUUAUGUGAAUUGUGUUGAGGAAAAGCCAGGGGUCCCCACCUCCUAGGAACAAAGGCGCACCCCCUCCCUUAAUAUCUCAAAGUACCCCAAUAGUAAGAACCUCCCCCUCCCCCCAAAAAAAGUGAAAAAUACCCCUCAAAACAGAUUUUCCCUCUAGAAAUUUCAAUGCUGCAGUCUGCGCCAUGAUACCCCCCCCCCCCCGCCGCCCUAGGUAGGCACCACUGGAAAAGCAGUAAUUUGAUGCAACGUGUGAGACUUCAUUCUACGCCAAAAUUGGUUUUUGUGAAAUAUCCUGAGAGUCAUUUCACCAAGCUACAAAUGUUGAAUCACGUUUGAAAUAUUCCUGUUAAAAAGCCAAGUCUAUAUCUUCGUGUAA